This is a messenger RNA of Doryrhamphus excisus (bluestripe pipefish), 1964 nucleotides long. RefSeq names its product cytohesin 1 interacting protein (gene cytip). Lineage: Eukaryota; Metazoa; Chordata; Actinopteri; Syngnathiformes; Syngnathidae. Gene Ontology annotation, molecular function: protein binding. The record is from RefSeq and is a predicted model, not a curated record.
ACAUACUUACAUAGUUUGAAAUUAAACGCUAAAGAGAAGAAUACUUUCGGGAAAUGAGGUUGUGAUGUGCAGGUGCACGAGCGCCACAAACGUCACGUGACGCCCGAUUUCCUGCUUUGAAGCGUUUCUCUUUCAGUUGCAACGCACACGCGCACGCUUCCAAGAGGCCGUCAGAUUAUGUGGCACAGCGGGGGAAUGAUGCUUUGAGGCUGGUCGCUGUUUAGCUAGUCGCCGUUGGUAGUCCACCACCAGCACCACCUCCACCACCACUAUGAACACAAGUGGACGUCCAUCAAAGUCCAGCCUGGAGAGGAAUCCUCCGGAGCCUGCUCCCAGGAAGAAAAGUUCUCUGUGGUGCCGACGUUCACUGAGGUCCAGCAACGACCAACAGAAGCACCGACACAACACAGACUCUCUACCCAGGACAGUUAAGCCCAAACACCUUCUGGUUGACUACUCAGAUCCACAAAGAAGCACAAUAGUCCUGGAAAAGGAAGACAAUGAAACAUUUGGGUUUGAAGUUCAGACUCAUGGCCUGCAGCUGAGGAGCAGCUCUGCGGUGGAAGUGUGCACGUUUGUGAGCAGGGUGGAGGACAACAGCGCUGCAGAAAGCGCUGGUUUGACCGCAGGAGAUGUUAUCAUCACCAUCAAUGGCGCCAGCAUUGAAGGAUGCUCUCAUCAACACGUUCUCGACCUGAUAAGAGGCUCGACCAACAGGUUAAAGAUGGAAACCGUAUGUGGGAGUGUGGUGAAGUGGAUCGAGCUGGAGAAGAAGGUGAACAUGCUGAAGCAAUCACUGAAUGAGAAACUGGUGGAGCUGCAGGCGCUUACAUUACAGGAACAACGCCUGAUCCGAGGUCACUUGAAAGAAAACAGCAACUCAACCGAUUCCUCAGAAGUUCCCAUCUCCCCGAGGGACCACCGCAGCCUUCGCUUCUCCAGCAAUAGCAGCUACAGGAGCGUGAUGACGGACGACAGCGACCAGGGUAGCGUGUUUGGCGACGUGAGCUCGCCCAGUCCUUGCAGCGCGGCCAGCACCGCCCAAGAAGAGCACUUCUUCUCACAGAGAUUUUCAUUCACCUCCGGCCAUUAUUUUUGUCAAACCGUCGGCCGUUCCAGCAGCUCCAGUCUAGCCAGCAGCAGCAGCAGUAGCAUUAGCUCCCAGUCUCCGACCUGGAAUGAAACGAGGAGCUCCACUUUGUUUGGUACCCUGCCCAGAAAAGGCAAGCGGACCAAUGUUCGGAAAAACAUCCUCAAAUUGAUCCCUGGACUCCAUCAGCGAUCGGUUGAAGAAGAAGAGACUUAAGGGGUGUUUUACACCACAUCUUUUUUUCACCUUGUGUGGGUUCUGGCCUUUUACUUGGCUUUCUCACAUCUAAAUGCUGAAAACCGGAGGAUGUGUCCAGUCUGGGUAGUAACCACAACAACAAUGGCGGAAGACAGCGUUUUUUGUUUGUCAGAAAAGCGUAGUCGGCGCAAUCUCUCGGUUCAAUCGCCAUUUUCUUGUGGGGGCAUGCAUCUUAGUGAUUUGCUACGACGCUGUUGAAAGUACCUUGUACUGCAUUUGGAACUCAUCUUUGCACACCAAGCACUUGCUAUGUUAGUGGAUUUGUGGUGGCACAAAGAAUUGUAUUAGUAGUAGUAGUAGUAUUUUGAAUAUAAUUUACAUGUUCACAUGUUAUUUGGUCGAAUUUCCUCUUGAGCUUGAAUGGUUAAAAAAAAAAAAAGAAUCCUGCUACUCUAUGCAGUCUGUUAUUUAUAACCAUACACAGUAGCUGUUAAAAACAGGAUGCAGGUACGAGAGGGUGCCACUGCUUUCAUUUUCAAAUGUAUGUAAACGAUGCUCACAGGUUACAUUGGGUCUUCUGGAAGUUAACUCUUAGUUAGAUUUAAGUUAAGUGGCAAGAAUGUUUUAUUUUGUAAAAAAAAAAAAAAAAAGAUGCCAGCAUUUUGGAAUAAAACUG